This is a messenger RNA of Dovyalis caffra, 756 nucleotides long. The record is from the annotation of a GenBank genome assembly. NCBI's taxonomy places the organism in Eukaryota, Viridiplantae, Streptophyta, Magnoliopsida, Malpighiales, Salicaceae.
AUGUUUUUCACUGGAAGAACACAAAAAGUCAAACCAGAAGGACAAGUCGUGUUUUUCAUCCGAACUUCCGAAGAGUUGCCAUCAGCUAUAUAUGCCAUUGCUACUGCCGUGCUUCCGUUUAAAUCACUGACCCGCAGGGUACCCAGUAUAUCAAUCUUGUUGCAUUGGGUUUUACCCAAUUUAAACGGGCCCCAUCGCGUGGAUCUACUUGAAUCAAGGCCGGAUACCGGCCGGGGCAAGUUAGACUUCACUCACUCUGCUACGGAAUACAAUGAUUAUCUCGAAGGUAAACUAAUAUCAGGAUGGCGUUACGGAUGUCAAUUUUACUCAAAUGAAGCUUUGCGAGAUUUUGCAAGUUAUAUUGAUUACAUCCUAGGCAAAAGUCCUCAUAGCAUGAGCUAUCUUGUAGGCUUUGGGGAUCAUUCCCCACAUCAUGGUGCACCACAUAGGCUCUUCAAUUCUAAACAACCAAAUCCAGAUACUAUUGUUGGAGCUAUGGUUGCUAGCCCAGACAAGUGGGAUGGUUUCCGGGAUAUCUGCUCCAACUUAGGCAACCAUUGCAGGAAAUGCAGGUUUGGCAGCUGCACUUUGUGGCUUUGUCGCGUGGAAGCACUUCAAAGCUUGAAAGGAAAACAUAUUCUGUGCAAUCCCUCCUUUGUGGAUAUAUGGACCCCCGCCACCAGUACCGUGGACACGGAUGCUUCUAAACUCACCUCUCAAGCAGGGGAAAAAAAAGAAGCAAUUAUGAUUAGGUGA